Megalops cyprinoides (Indo-Pacific tarpon) is the source of this 1137-nucleotide messenger RNA. Its product is annotated as annexin A3-like. The transcript is spliced from 13 exons. NCBI's taxonomy places the organism in Eukaryota, Metazoa, Chordata, Actinopteri, Elopiformes, Megalopidae. The record is from RefSeq and is a predicted model, not a curated record. Gene Ontology annotation, cellular component: cytoplasm. Gene Ontology annotation, molecular function: calcium ion binding; phospholipase inhibitor activity; calcium-dependent phospholipid binding. Bases 10 to 1035 code for a protein of 341 amino acids.
GUAGUUGGAAUGGCAUCUGUAUGGGAUGACUUGGAUCUCCUCCUUGACUCGCCAUCCUCUGUAACAACAGCGACCACCGUUAGAGGGACCAUCAAAGACAGCAGCGGCUUCAAUGCGGGCGAAGAUGCUACAGCUCUUCGGAAGGCUAUUGAAGGAAUUGGCACAACAGAGAAGACACUGAUUGAUGUUUUGGCCCAGAGAAGCAAUGCUCAGCGCCAGCUUAUCGCUAAAACAUACCAUGAAGCAACAGGCAGGACCCUCAUUGAUGACCUUAAAGGGGACACCCACGGUGACUUUGAAGACCUGCUGGUGGCUCUGGUCACACCCCCAGUGCUCUAUGACUGUCGUGAGGUUAUUCGGGCCACAAAAGGAGCUGGGACAACAGACAGCACUCUAAUAGAAAUCUUUGCCUCAAGAUCCAACAAACAAAUAAAAGCUCUCGCUGAGGCAUAUUUAGCAGAAACGGGGAAGCAGCUGAGAGAUGGGCUGAAGUCAGAAGUGUCAGGUGACUAUGGCAAAGCUCUCCUCAUCUUGGCUGAGGGAGCGAGAGACGAGAGCACAAACGUCAACAUGGCGAAGGCUAAAGAGGACGCAAAGGCUCUGUAUGAGGCUGGCGAGAAGAAGUGGGGGACAGAUGAAAGCAAGUUCAUCAAAAUUCUGUGCCGCAGAAGCGUACCCCAGCUGAGACAAAUGCUGGUAGAAUACAAGAGCAUCAGCGGCAAGACCCUGCAGCAGAGCAUCGAGGGCGAGAUGUCCGGGCUGCUGGAGGAGCUGUUGGUGGCCAUCGUUAAAUGUGUCAAAAGUGUGCCGGCCUUCCUGGCUGAACGACUCUUCAAAAGCAUGAAGGGUACGGGAACGGAUGAGGCCACCCUCAACAGGAUAAUGGUCAGCCGCUCUGAGAUUGACAUGCUGGACAUCAGGACUGAAUUCAAAAAGCUGUUUGGCCAUUCACUCUAUUCUUUCAUUGAGUCAGAAACUUCUGGGGACUAUCGCAAAACCCUGCUGAAGAUCUGUGGAGGGGACGACGCUGCUUGAACCAGUCAUUGUUAUCUGUACACUAAGCCUUUCUAAAUGAAAAACACAACUACUUUUUAAUAUUGUAUUCAGAUCAUAAUGUGACACAUCAUGAAUGCUAUA